Clavispora lusitaniae ATCC 42720 is the source of this 468-nucleotide messenger RNA. NCBI's taxonomy places the organism in Eukaryota, Fungi, Ascomycota, Pichiomycetes, Serinales, Metschnikowiaceae. The record is from RefSeq and is a predicted model, not a curated record.
AUGAAGCGAGAGAAAGUCGACGGAAACAGGCUUUCAGCUCGGACGACGAAGAUGAGAAACCAGACACUCUUCCGUACGAGAGGGCAACGCCGGAGGUUUAUAAUACGCACAGUGGACACAAUGAAGGAACUGAAUACAUCGAAAGCAGGGCGGAUGAAGCGAGCCAGCACAACGAAGCAAAUGAGUACAGUGAACAGCAUGUGUCUGAUCACUUUACUGAGCAUCAAUUGCAAGACGAAGAAGUGGAAGAGAAUCUUACGAAGCGAGAAAAUGCUGACAGCGUCGUUCCAGAACAACCGAAAAAAAGGAAAAGGGGCCGGCCCCGCAAAACGGAAACAGAGAAGAAGGAGAAAGUUGCGACCCGACGCUCCAGAAGAAUUGUGGAGAACCCAACGCUCCGGAAAAUACAUGCCCAGGAACCUCUAUUACAUUCGUUGGGCCCCAAACCACUACGCACUGUCGGAUUGA